Molecule: messenger RNA, 4618 nt
Organism: Hirundo rustica (Barn swallow)
Lineage: Eukaryota; Metazoa; Chordata; Aves; Passeriformes; Hirundinidae
Gene: INPPL1
Product: inositol polyphosphate phosphatase like 1
Biological process (GO): phosphatidylinositol dephosphorylation
Molecular function (GO): protein binding; phosphatase activity
Source: RefSeq, a predicted model, not a curated record
AUGGCGGGCGCGGGGGGCGCGGGAGGAGCGGCCCCGGUGCCGGUGCCCCCCUGGUACCACCGGGACCUGAGCCGGGCGGCGGCCGAGGAGCAGCUGGCGCGGGCCGGGCGGGACGGCAGCUUCCUGGUGCGGGACAGCGAGAGCGUGGCGGGGGCCUACGCGCUCUGCCUGCUGUUUCAGAAACACGUCCACACCUACCGCAUCCUGCCGGACGAGGAGGAUUUCCUGGCCGUGCAGACGUCGCAGGGGGUGCAGGUACGGCGCUUCAAGACGCUCAGCGAGCUGAUUGCCCUAUACCUGCAGCCCAACCAGGGGCUGGUCUGCACCCUGCUCUUCCCUGUGGAGAGGGAGAAAGAGAAGGAGACCGUGGAGGACAGGGACUACUCGGAUGGAGAGGAUGAGAAGCCACCGUUGCCACCACGCUCUGGCUCCACCAGUUUCUCUGGUACCUCGGUGGGGCUCAGCCCCACUGGCCUGGGACCGUCUGUGCCAGAGGGGCCAGUGGAGAGCACCAAUGGGCUCAGCAGCAUCUCACACGAGUACCUGAAGGGCAGCUACACCCUGGACCUGGAGGCAGUGAAGGGAGGGGCCAACAGUCUCCCCCACCUCAACAAGACCCUCGUCACCUCCUGCAAACGGCUGCACAGUGAGGUGGACAAGGUGCUGGCAGGGCUGGAGAUCCUCUCCAAGGUGUUUGACCAGCAGAGCUCCCCCAUGGUCUCCAAGAUCCUGCAGCAGACGGCAGGGCAGAGCGGAGAGCAGGAGCUGGAGAACCUGGUGCUGAAACUCUCUGUGCUGAAAGAUUUCCUCUCCUCCAUCGAGAAGAAGGCGCUGAAGGCCCUGCAGGAGAUGAGCUCGGCCACCCCCGCCACCCCCCCCCAACCCCUCUCCCGCAAGGCCAAGAGCAUCCCAGUGCAGACCUUCGAGGUGAAGCUGGAUAUCACCCUGGGGGACCUGACCAAGAUUGGGAAGUCACAGAAGUACACGCUGAGCGUGGAUGUGGAGGGCGGUAAACUAGUGGUGCUGAAGAAGCAGAAGGACUCCCAGGAGGACUGGAACACCUUCACCCAUGACAAGAUCCGGCAGCUGAUCAAGUCACAGCGGGUGCAGAACAAGCUGGGCAUCGUUUUUGAGAAGGAAAAGGAUAAAACGCAACGGAAAGACUUUGUUUUUGUCAGUGCCCGGAAGCGUGAGGCCUUCUGCCAGCUCCUGCAGCUGAUGAAGAACAAGCAUUCUCACCAGGAUGAGCCCGACAUGAUCUCUGUCUUCAUUGGCACCUGGAACAUGGGCAGUGUUCCCCCCCCAAAGAACAUCACUUCAUGGAUCACCUCCAAGGGGUUGGGCAAGACUCUGGAUGAGGUAACGAUGGCCAUACCGCAUGACAUCUACGUCUUCGGCACCCAGGAGAAUUCUCUGGGAGACAAGGAGUGGGUGGACUUCCUGCGCACGGUCCUCAAGGACUUCACAGAGGUUGAGUACCGCCCGGUGGCCAUGCAGUCCCUGUGGAACAUCAAGGUGGUGGUGCUGGUGAAGCCAGAGCACGAGAACCGAAUCAGCCAUGUCAGCACCUCCAGCGUCAAGACAGGGAUCGCCAACACCCUGGGGAACAAGGGCGCUGUGGGUGUCUCCUUCAUGUUCAAUGGCACCUCCUUUGGCUUUGUCAACUGCCACCUCACCUCUGGCAAUGAGAAGACAGCGCGGAGGAACCAGAACUACCUGGACAUCCUGCGCCUGCUCUCACUGGGGGAUAAGCAGCUGAGCUCCUUUGACAUCUCCCUUCGCUUCACCCACCUCUUCUGGUUUGGGGACCUCAAUUACCGCCUAGACAUGGACAUCCAGGAGAUCCUCAACUACAUCGGCCGCAAGGAGCUGGAGCCACUGCUGAAGGUGGAUCAGCUCAAUCUGGAGAAGGAGAAGCACAAGGUGUUCCUGCGCUUCGGUGAGGAGGAGAUCACCUUCCCCCCAACCUACCGCUAUGAGCGGGGCUCCCGGGACACCUAUGUCUGGCACAAGCAGAAGCCCACAGGGGUGCGUACCAACGUGCCGUCCUGGUGUGACCGCAUCCUCUGGAAGUCCUACCCUGAGACUCAUGUCAACUGCAACGCUUAUGGGUGCACAGAUGACAUUGUCACCAGUGACCACUCGCCUGUCUUCGGCUCCUUCGAAGUGGGAGUGACAUCCCAGUUUGUUUCCAAAAAAGGGCUCUCCAAGUCCUCAGAGCAGGCAUACAUUGAGUUUGAGAGCAUAGAGGCCAUCGUGAAGACUUCCAGUCGCACCAAGUUUUUCAUCGAGUUCUAUUCUACCUGCCUGGAAGAGUUCAAGAAGAGCUUCGAGAACGACAGCCAGAGCAGUGACAACAUCAACUUCCUCAAGGUGCAGUGGUCAUCCCGGCAGCUGCCCACGCUGAAGCCCAUCCUCUCCGAGAUCGAGUACCUGCAGGACCAGCACCUCUUGCUCACCGUCAAAUCCCUUGACGGUUACGAGUCCUACGGGGAGUGUGUCAUUGCCCUGAAGUCAAUGAUUGGCAGCACAGCGCAGCAGUUCCUCACCUACCUGUCCCACCGCGGUGAGGAGACCGGCAACAUCCGCGGCUCCAUGAAGGUCCGGGUGCCCACGGAGCGCCUGGGCACCCGUGAGAGGCUCUAUGAGUGGAUCAGCGUCGAUAAGGACGAGACGACAGCCAGCAAAGGGAAGGUGCCGCUAGGUGCCAGGGCCACCCAGGACAAUGCCAAGUCUGUGGGGCGGAAGCCCACCAGUGCUGAGCCCCCCGCCGCCAUCCUGGCAAAGCUUCCGGAGGAGUCCGAGAAGAGCAGCGCCGCAGCAGCGCCUCGUCCCCCUGCCCCACACCGCAGCACCCCCAGGGACGAGGCCACCCCGAGCCGGUCCAAGGCGGAGGCAAUGCCAGAGCUGUCAGGGGGUCCCCUGAAGAACAGCUUCAACAACCCAGCGUAUUACGUGCUGGAGGGGGUCCCCCACCAGCUGCCGGUGGCGGGGGACCCCAGCAAGCCCCCCAAGGCCAAGGUGCAGCUGGUAGUGCCAGAGCGCUGCCAGUGCCCCUCGGCGUGCUGUGGUGGCAAGAGCGAUGAGGAAGAGGACCUCGGCACCCUCAACCUGCCGCCGCCGGAUUUUCCGCCGCCUCCGCUGCCGCGGGAGCUGGAGCUCCCCCCGAACACCUUCUUCGGCACCCCCAAGGAGCUGCCGGUGCCCACCGGGUGUGAGGACCCCAAAUCCCAGCCUGCUGCCUUUGGCGAGGCUCCCCUGCCCAAGCUGCACCCCCGGCCACCCCCAGCGGCCAGGGCUGGGUUUGGGCUGGAGGGAGCCGGUGGGACGCCUGUUACUGGGGGGCUGCCUGCAGUUGGGGGGCUGCCCGCUGCCGGGGGCCUGCCAGGAGGACUGCUGGAUGACCGCUCCUGCUCGGUGCUGCAGAUGGCCAAGACGCUGAGUGAGGUGGACUACAGGGGCGGGAAGGGGAGGGUGGUCCCCCCGCCGCCGCUGCUGGCCAAGGGGGGAUUGCCUCCCCGCUGCCUGCACUCCGACUAUGGCCGCCCCCUUGCCUUCCCGCCCCACCCCAUCCAGGAGAGCAUCCAGGAGGACCUGGCUGAGGAGGUGAGCCGCGCAAGGCGGGUGGACUUCAGCACCUCGGCUGGGGCUCCCUUUGGGGUGCCCCAUGGUGCUGAGGCUGUCGGGGCGCAGGCGCUGGGCCGUGGUGCGGGUGCCGUGCCCGGUGUGGGCGAGUGGCUGCGGGCGCUAGGGCUGGAGCGGUACGAGGAGGGGCUGGUGCGCAAUGGCUGGGAUGACCUGGAGUUCCUCAGUGACAUCACAGAGGAGGACCUGGAGGAGGCCGGAGUGCUGGAGCCUGGCCACAAGCGUGUCCUUCUGGAGAGCCUCCAGCUCCGCAAGUAGCUGCCACCACACAUCCAGCAUCCCAUUCAUCCCAUGGCCCAGCAUCCCAGAUCCUGCGACUGCACAUUCUGCAUCCUGUGGCUCAGCAUCCCAAGUCCUGCAGCCCUGCGUCUCAGACCUUGCAGAUGCGUGUCCUGCGGCCCUGCAUCCCACAGAUGCACGUCCUGGAUCCCAUGGCUGUGCAUUCUGCAUCCUGCUGCCACAUAUCCCGGAUCCUGUGGCCCUGCAUCCUGCAGCUGAGCAUCCCAGAUCCUGCAGCCAUGCAUCCCAGAUCCCCCAGAUCCCGUGGCCACAUUUCCUGGGUCCCAUGGAUAUGCAUCCCAGAUCCUGUAGCCAUGCACACUGCAGCUGAGGAUCCUUCAUCCCACAGUCCCACAUCCUGCAUCCAUUUAUCCUACCAUCACCAGCAGCAAGUGGGAGCCCCAUGACCUUCACAGCCCACCCCCCACCCUGGAUGCAGGGUAAUGGGGUGGGAAGGGGGUGUGGGGGGGACAGGGGCGUGGUGGGUCCUGGUCAGAUAAUUUCACAUGAGGAUCCCUAUGGGGUACCCUCACAUUUAAGUUAUUUUUUUAUUUAUUGGGAGAAGGGAUGGGGAAGAGGUGUUUGGGGGUAACCGUUGGGAUCCUGGCUCCCCCCAUGACCCCUCACAGCUAGGAGGAGGAGGCUCUGAGCAAAGUUGUGUCACGACCCAAGUGCCUUCAUGAUGCCUGGGAUG